Messenger RNA from Symbiodinium sp. CCMP2456, 864 nucleotides. Lineage: Eukaryota; Dinophyceae; Suessiales; Symbiodiniaceae. The record is from the annotation of a GenBank genome assembly.
AUGGCGGCACCAGCGGCACCGCCACCGGGUUGGAUAACACCGCUUACGGCGGCACAGAUAGUGGAGCGCAUGACGGAGGAUCACCAGUAUCUUCUUGCUGCGCCAGUGGGCCAGCCUCACUGCGCGAAUGGCACCGUUUGGGAGUGCCCAUGGCUCCAGCGCCAACAGCAAUGGCAGUGCGGGAUGGAGGGAAGUGUGCGCCUGGUGGAGCGCUGUCAAUGGGAACUGAACAUCCCAGACUUCAGCGCUUGUGAUAUCUGCGGUGGGGAGGCAUCCUUCGCUGGACACUUAAUCGGCAAGAAGCACCUCAACAAGCUUUUCCACAAGUUGUCUGAGAAGCAGCCAAUUGCGGAGCAGAAAGCGGGCUAUUGGCAAGUCUGGCCAUUCAUUAAGAAUGGCUGGAAGGGAGAGCUCCUCUUCAACCACAUCGACGGGGAGGUGGUCAUCCGACGUGGCACGCCGGCCAAUGGCCCUCCAAUCCAACUGGCAACUACGGUAGGUUUGCCACCCGCGACUCCUCUGAGGCCUCCUAGGGCCGAACCGCCAUAUCGAUCCCCAGAGCCGCCAACUCCGCCCGCUCCGUGGAUUGGGUAUCGACCACCCCGUGAAAGUGACAACCUGAGCACGGCUGCUGUCUUCGACGGCCAUUUCUCAGACGCGGCUUCGGACGCGCCACCAUCUUUAGGCUACCACUACUACAGCGAGACCGCACGGAGCAAGGCGCAGUUCUUGCAAAAGCAGCUGGAGCAAUACGUCGACAGUGUCACCUGCAGCGCGUGCAAUAUCAAGAUCAAAGUCAACGAGUUCAAGGAUCACUUGGUUUCCAGAAUCUUGACCCCGUUUCAGCACACUUCCAGAAACUAG